ACCACACUACUGACCACACUGCUGACCACACUGCUGACCACACUACUGACCACACUACUGACCACACUGCUGACCACACUGCUGACCACACUACUGACCACACUGCUGACCACACUACUGACCACACUACUGACCACACUGCUGACCACACUACUGACCACACUGCUGACCACACUGCUGACCACACUGCUGACCACACUGCUGACCACACUACUGACCACACUGCUGACCACACUGCUGACCACACUACUGACCACACUGCUGACCACACUACUGACCACACUGCUGACCACCAGUCCUGUGACAGUAUCUGAUGCAGUGGAGGCUAUAUUAUUAUCAUUAUGUGUAGAUCUAUAACAGAUACUCCUAUCCCCCAUCAUAUAUUGUUCCCCUGUCAGACACUCUUCCCCCAAUAAUACCAUGAGCCUCAAAAGCCAUUUUGUGGCUGCAGUAGCCUACUGUAAGAUGAGGCAUUUCCACAGGAUACCUUGUUUGUAAAUAUUAACUGAUUCUCCAUUAGCUUACUCUCAGUGACAAUGUUCCAUGUUCUAUAGUCCAUUCUAUCCUCACAGUGUUAUGAUCAAGCUGUGUAUACUCUGUUACAACACUGUUCUACCCUAAAACAAUAACGUCAUGGUUGGACGGAAUCUGAGAGUGUCUGCUCCUUCCUAUGUUCCAUAUUCUAAUCCAUAUAGAGAAGCUUAUCUCUAACAGGCCUCCAUGUUAUUUCUAGAAUGAAUGUGUACCUGCAGAUUGUCCUAUACUGUAGUGUUGUGAUUGUUCUAUAUCGUAGUGUUGUGAUGGUUCUAUACUGUAGUGUUGUGAUUGUUCUAUAUCGUAGUGUUGUGAUGGUUCUAUACUGUAGUGUUGUGAUUGUUCUAUAUCGUAGUGUUGUGAUGGUUCUAUACUGUAGUGUUGUGAUGGUUCUAUACCGUAGUAUUGUGAUGGUUCUAUACCGUAGUGUUGUGAUGGUUCUAUACUGUAGUGUUGUGAUGGUUCUAUACCGUAGUGUUGUGAUGGUUCUAUACUGUAGUGUUGUGAUGGUUCUAUACCGUAGUGUUGUGAUGGUCCUAUACCGUAGUGUUGUGAUGGUUCUAUACCGUAGUGUUGUGAUGGUUCUAUACCGUAGUAUUGUGAUGGUUCUAUGCCGUAGUGUUGUGAUGGUUCUAUACCGUAGUGUUGUGAUGGUCCUAUACCGUAGUGUUGUGAUGGUCCUAUACCGUAGUGUUGUGAUGGUCCUAUACCGUAGUGUUGUGAUGGUUCUAUACCGUAGUGUUGUGAUGGUCCUAUACCGUAGUGUUGUGAUGGUCCUAUACCGUAGUGUUGUGAUGGUCCUAUACCGUAGUAUUGUGAUGGUUCUAUACCGUAGUAUUGUGAUGGUCCUAUACCGUAGUAUUGUGAUGGUUCUAUACCGUAGGGUUGUGAUGACUUUAAGAGAAUGAAUGUGGGCCUGCAGAUACCGUAGCGUUGUGAUGAUGCAUUCCAAACAGUAAACAUGUGUCCCUUUAUUGUGGAUUACGGGAUAAUAAAAUGUAUUUUGGUAGAUGUACAGUAUCAAAAGGGCCGUGGUCCACGGCACGUGGGUCAAUAAUGUGCAGGGCUAGGGCAUCUGCAUUGAUGAAUCAGGGGUUUUAUCUGUAUGGACAGGAUCAAGGCCUUGGCAGCAUCUCAAUGCCACCAAAUCCCUGCUCAUUCAAAUAACAAAACCUCUGAUCCGGCAACCUUUGAUUGAGUUUUAUAAAAGAGGCUCGUGGCCCUCUGUCCUGGGUAUAACAUUGAGGAAGAGUGCUCUAACAACAGCCCAGACAUGAGUAAGAUCACUUUCUACGAGGAUAAAAACUUCCAGGGUCGCUCCUAUGAGUGCGACACGGACUGCCCCGAUGUGCACCCCCAUUUCAGCCGCUGCAACUCCAUCAAGGUAGAUAGCGGCUGCUGGGUGCUGUAUGAGAGGCCCAACUACGCAGGCUACCAGUAUGUACUGACCAGGGGAGAGUACCCAGAGUACCAGCGCUGGAUGGGAUACAGCGACACCAUUCGCUCCUGCCGUACCUUUUCUUAUGUGAGUAGCCGGGAGGCCAGCGGCAGUCCCUACCGCAUGAGAAUCUACGAGAGGCCAGACUUCCAGGGACAGAUGAUGGAGUUCGGCGAGGACUGUGACUCCGUCCAGGACCGCUUCCGUAGCCGUGACAUCUACUCCGCCAACGUCAUGGACGGCUACUGGACCCUCUACGAGCAUCCCAACUACAGGGGGCGCCAGUACUUUAUGAGGCCCGGCGAGUACAGGAAGUUCAGCGAAUGGGGAGCCACCUGUGCCACCACCGGAUCCUUCCGUAGGAUCACCGACUUGAUUAUUCAGGGGAUGCUGCAGAACCCUCAGGUCGACUGCAUGGUCGACUGUGCUGACCUGAACUCCUACUUCCUGAGGUUAUGCAUGGUCAACUGUGCUGACCUGAACUCCUACUUCCUGAGGUUAUGCAUGGUCGACUGUGCUGACCUGAACUCCUACUUCCUGAGGUUAUGCAUGGUCGACUGUUCUGACCUGAACUCCUACUUCCUGAGGUUAUGCAUGGUCGACUGUGCUGACCUGAACUCCUACUUCCUGAGGUUAUGCAUGGUCGACUGUUCUGACCUGUACUCCUACUUCCUGAGGUUAUGCAUGGUCGACUGUUCUGACCUGAACUCCUACUUCCUGAAGUUCUUUAACUGGGCCAUUAUAAACCGUGGCAGCAUCAGAAUGUACGAACACAAUGACACGGCCGGCCAGAUGAUGGAGAUGGACGACGACUACCCCAACCGCAUGGACCGCUUCCGCGACAGAGGCACAGAAAGAGUGACCAUUGACUGUCUAUCUGCCUCUCACGCAACCAUGACAAUGGGAAAGAUCAUCUUCUAUGAGGACAGAAAUUUCCAGGGUCGGCACCAUGAGUGCAUGAGCGACUGUGCCGACCUGCACUCCUACUUCAACCGCUGCAACUCCAUCAAGGUGGAGAGUGGCAUGUUCAUGGUCUACGAGAGGCCCAACUACACUGGCCACCAGUACUUCCUGAGGAGGGGAGAGUACAAUGACAACCAGCGCAUGAUUGGCAUCAACGACUGUAUCAGGUCCUGCCGCAUGAUCCCCAUGCACCGCGGCUCCUACAGGAUGAGGCUGUACGAUCGCUCCGACAUGAGUGGCCAGAUGCAGGAGCUGAACGACGACUGUCCCAAUGUCCAGGACCGCUUCCGCAUGUCCGACAUCAACUCCUGCAACGUGAUGGACGGCCAUUGGCUCAUGUACGAGCAGCCCAACUACAAGGGCAGACAGUACUACCUGAAGCCUGGCGAGUACCGCAGACCCAGCGACUGGGGUGGCCUGAGCCCCAGGAUCGGAUCCCUCAGACGAAUCUCUGACUCCAACAACUAAAAGUUCUAUGUCCUACGUCUGUUCUCAAUAAAGCUGCAUGUUCAAUCAAA
Messenger RNA from Salvelinus fontinalis (brook trout), 3453 nucleotides. RefSeq lists its product as uncharacterized. The record is from RefSeq and is a predicted model, not a curated record. Gene Ontology annotation, biological process: visual perception; lens development in camera-type eye. Gene Ontology annotation, molecular function: structural constituent of eye lens. The transcript is spliced from 8 exons. The coding region runs from base 1808 to 3403 and encodes 531 amino acids. NCBI's taxonomy places the organism in Eukaryota, Metazoa, Chordata, Actinopteri, Salmoniformes, Salmonidae.